Helianthus annuus (common sunflower) is the source of this 879-nucleotide messenger RNA. Its product is annotated as polyadenylate-binding protein 2-like. Gene Ontology annotation, molecular function: RNA binding. Bases 51 to 746 code for a protein of 231 amino acids. Lineage: Eukaryota; Viridiplantae; Streptophyta; Magnoliopsida; Asterales; Asteraceae. The transcript is spliced from 5 exons. The record is from RefSeq and is a predicted model, not a curated record.
AGAUCAUAAUGUAAAAAAAUUUAUUUUUUUUUCUUUCAGAAAAGGAAGUGAUGUUUAAAGCUUUUUCCACAAAGAAGUCUGAAAUAGUUGGGUCUCAGGCACAGUGUUCACAAACGCGUCCAACUACAAUGCCACCUGCUGGAGCUCCUUACAUGCCUAUGUUCCCAUAUGGUUUAGGUCAACAAACGUUUGAUGGUCAACCUCAACUUACUCUCAUUCCUUCCCAACCUGGUUUGGGGCACCAGCAUCAACUUGUUCUAGGUAUGAGCUCACCAAUGGCAAACUUUUGCAUGCCAAUGGUUCCAACAUGUCAGCAGGAAGCAGGUGGAAGCCGUGUUAGUGUUCCUGGGCCGCGGAAUCACCAACAACCUCUUAGUCUUAUGCAGCAACAGGUUUGUUUUACUAUUCUCUGUCUCUGUUUUAUUGAACUAAUGUAUUCUCACCCGCUUGGUAGUGACGUUGGGUUGUCACAGUAUGAUGUUGAGAAGGCGAUGCAUUUGCGUGAUGUUGGCGGAAUCUUUGCCUUUACAAAUGCUUCUCCAACAGAGCAAAGGACUAUGUCGGGUGAGGAUCAGUACCCACCAUUGGAACAGCUGGAGGCCGAGUCAGAAGCAACGGUAACAAGAGAUUUUCUUCGCUUGAUAGAAUCACCAGAAGCACGAAAGGCAAAGGUUGCAGAGGCAAUGGAGAUCGAGCAGGGUAGCCCUGCCCCUGCUCAUGAACUGGCUUCAUUUUUAUCUUUGUAAGUGGAUGUGUCUUGUACGGAAGAUCUCAAUAACGCCAACAAAUACACAAACUCUAAGGCAUAGAUUGGAUUAUGAAAUAACAGGUGACUAAAAACUAUAAAACCCUGCAAUCAAUAUCAAUCCAAUUUUAUUA